UCAUUGUCAAAGCGGUUUCAAUACAUUUGUGACCUGACAGAUGUGACAGGUAAAACAAAAAAUAGAAUUAAGAUAAACGCUUUCAGCGUUGUUUUAAUCUCAAAAUAUUGGAAGUAGCGUAUCUAUUUAUUAAAUAAACUGCCGAUGUCAACUACUUCUUUGGAAGGAAGCAGAGGUCCUAGAGAAGAACAAACGCCGUCCAAAAUACCGGAAUCAGUUAGGAAAAUCAUAUCAAUGGAGAAAGAAAAUGAGACUAACUCUAAUCGCAAAUCCAGAAUUGAUCUCAAUGCAUUGCCAACACGACAAUACCUAGACCAAACAGUGGUUCCAAUAUUGCUUCAAGGUUUGUCAGCAGUGGCCAAGGAACGGCCACCCGAACCUAUCAGCUUUUUAGCAGCUUAUUUAUUGAAAAAUAAAAGUGCAUAUGAAAGUAAUGGAGCAAAUAAUAAUGCUCCAACUAAUCCACAAACAUAGAAGUAUUUAUAAUUUAGAGAAAUAUAGACAUUAAAAUGUACACAAAACAUAGAGACACAGUGAUAGAGAAACACAGAUUGGAAAACUGGAACCCAAUUUAACAGAAAUGAAGCUGAUUGCAGUGGCAACCAAGCAGUUGUGCCUUCAGAGAUCUGCAAAGUUUGACAUCCGUGUAGUGUGUGCUUUCUAAUAUAAUAGUUAAACAAGUUUCUUGGACACCUAUAAUGGUUUUCUAAUUUAAUAUUUGUAUCUUUUAACACAGUUAUCUCUAAAGUGGUUUUGUUGGUUUCAGUUUUGUAUUAUAUUUAAAAUCUUAAUAUAAACAUUGUAAUCCAAAAUAUUCAGAUGGCAGAUUGAAUACAGAUGUCACAUCCUUUCCAUCCUCUUCCCUGUAAAUGGCUAUCCAUAAAACACUACUAAAUUCAAUCUGCCAGCUGAAGAUUUUAUAAUAGUCUUUGACAAAUAUCUAAAAGUAUUCUUAGAAUGUACAGAAGUUACCAACUAUUGAAAAUAUGGCAGCAUUUACUAAUUUGUAAUGCAGCUUUGUUUUUUUAUAUAAUUGGAAAUUUCCAUGUGAAAUAAUAUUUUGUCCCUUUUUAUACAAUUUCUGUAUCAGCCAAUUGUUAUAAUAAUUAAUACCUGCUUUAAGAUUGUCUAGUAUAUACACUGUGUAUUUGUAUCCAGUUGAGAGACAUGAUACCAACAUCCUAAACUUAUUUAUAUAAAAAUAAAUAAUAUUCUUGACAAUUUA
Messenger RNA from Pararge aegeria (speckled wood butterfly), 1225 nucleotides. Its product is annotated as protein dpy-30 homolog. Bases 145 to 474 code for a protein of 109 amino acids. The transcript has 2 exons. The record is from RefSeq and is a predicted model, not a curated record. Lineage: Eukaryota; Metazoa; Arthropoda; Insecta; Lepidoptera; Nymphalidae. Gene Ontology annotation, cellular component: Set1C/COMPASS complex.